AUGUCGUUCAGUAUCCGCAACACCAUCGCCCUGGGCGCCUUCUCCGCCCUCGCUGCUGCGCAAACCGUGCCCCCGAAGCUCGACGCAACUUGUGCCGAUGUGGUCAUAUUCAUGGCUCGUGGCAACGACGCCCCAUACCAUGACGGUCGCACUUUCCCCUUCGUCGAGGCCACCUGCGGCAAGUUGACUGCUCAGGGCAAGAGCUGCGACUACAUUGACAUCCAGUUUGAUGUAACCCUUGGUGGAGACUACUGUAACCAAGUUGCUGAGGGCGCUCGCAAUGGUAUCUCUCAGAUCACCGCCUUCAACGAGAAGUGCCCUUGCUCGCACAUUGUGGUGAAUGGGUACUCUGAGGGAGCUCACGUGGCCGGAGAUGUGUUUGGAGGACCGGGUGGAUGCACGUUCGUCUCGACCGGCCUAGACAACAACUCUGCUGCAGGCAAAGCGGUCGCCGCGGCUCUCCUCUGGGGAGACGUGAUGCAUACCGCCAACCAGCCCUACAAUGUGCUUGACGGUGCCGACAAGCAGUCUAACGGGCGUAAGCCGGAGGAUCUCGCUCGCCUCAAUCGCUACGCACCCGUCCUUCGCUCCUACUGUGCUGCCGGCGACCCAGUCUGCGCCGGCGGAAACAUUGUAGCCGACCACUUGAACUACUUUGAGCUCUACACCGACGAUGCUUCUUCCUGGGUCGCCUCCAAGAUCGACAGCGUCGCACCUCUGGCGUCGUGCGGUGCCACCAGCUCGUCAUCCUCUGCUGCCGCCUCUUCCGCUACCAGUGCGGCCGUCACCCAGUCUUCUGCCGUCGUUCCUACCUCGUCUGCCGUGGCCACUGCGUCUGCUACACCUACUAAGGCUGAGUCUUCUGCUGCUGAGACGCCUUGCUCAACCUCUCCGGCAAUGGUUUCUCCCUUCCCCGAGCCUGUCCCCUACAAGCCCGAUGCCUGCGUCCUUGAAGUUCACGUAGAGUAUGCCUACGUAUAG
Molecule: messenger RNA, 981 nt
Organism: Alternaria incomplexa
Lineage: Eukaryota; Fungi; Ascomycota; Dothideomycetes; Pleosporales; Pleosporaceae
Exons: 3
Coding region: 1-981 (326 amino acids)
Molecular function (GO): hydrolase activity
Source: RefSeq, a predicted model, not a curated record